AUGGAUAAUAGGUAAGGUAUAGAGAUGGAGGAUGAGUUUUAUGCAUUUUAAAGUCCUUAAAACUUGCUUUAAAAGAUCGAUUGCUUUGUAACUUUAGGUCAAUUUGAUUUGGAUGAAGAUGAAAAUGAAAACUUUCCCCAACAUAUUCAGAUUGAGCAGCCAGAAAUUAACAAUUUUAGGCUGCACAAAUUUUUUAACGCUGAGCCUGAAGUUAAUUAAUUUGUUCAAAAGUAAUAAGAGGUCCAACAUGAACCCAGGAUGAAACCUCAACGUAAGAUGUCCCAAAGCUUACCUUCAUUUAUGGAAGAGAUUGAUACAUUAAUUUCUUAAGCUAUUGAGAGAUAAAAUGGAUUCUUAGAAUAAUAAAAAUAUAAUGUAAACAAUUCAGAUUACCUAAAAUUAGGAUGCAUUAAAUAAUAUUGAUAAUUUUACGUUUUUAGAGUAAUCUCUUUCUCAACCUCAAGUCUUCAAAUCUUUUUAUUCCCAAUAUAUCCGAACUAUAAAUAAAUUAAGAAUGUAUAGAUAACAAAAAAGGUAUAAAUUUUUGAAAAAUAUUUAGAUUGGAUGUUAAGUAAUUUAUGGCAUUUGUUUGUUCUUUAGGGAUUGAUUUCAUUUAAGAAAUAUUUAAUUUAAUUCAUAAAGCAGAUAGCUCAUGGUGUUUUGAUUUACUUAAAUCAGAAGGUUUAACAUAAUAAAUGUAAAAUGAAAAUUAAAAUUAAUCGUUUUCAGAUUAUAAAUUAUAGAAAACCUAAUUUUAAUAGCCUUAUGAAUAAAAACAACAACAAUAAUAAUAAUAAUAAUAAUAAUAAUAGUCAUCAUAAAUUGAUUCUAAAAAUGAAUAGUUUUAAUAAUAAAAAAUAUAGUAAGUUCAAUCACAUAAAAAUUCAAAUUCCAUUAAUUAAUAAAGUGCCUUAAGCAUUGUUAAUGAAGCAAUAGAAAAAAAAGGAAGAAAAACUUGGUCAAAUAAAGAAAUGGAAACCUUAUAAAAUUUUAUAAAUACUUAUUAAAAUAGUUCAAUUACUAAUUAAUAAAUCUAGGAUUUAUCAAAAUAGUUAGGAAGAACUUGGUAUUCUGUCUAAUCAAAAAUAUAAAAAUUAAAAAAAAAUGUAUAGGAUUAAAUGAGUGAUGUUAGAAGUUUGAGUAUGAAGGAUGAUCCUUCUAAAGAAUAAUUAAAAAUGUAAAGAAUUAGUACUAAGUAUGAUUAUACUGUAGAAGAUAUGAUCAAAAUAACAUUGCAAUAAUUAGAAGGAAGAUGUGGUACUAAAUAGAAAAUUAUUGAAUCUAUAAAUCAAAAUUUCUUUAAUGGAUAAUUAUCUGAAGAUUCAGCUUGUUUAAGAUCAAUCUCAAUAACACUUUCAAAUAAUCGGAGCUAAUUUAUUCGAAAAAUAAAGGGCUAUUUUGGUCUCAAUGAGAAUUAUUAAGAUAGAGGUGAGGAUGACAAUAAAAUGAGGAAUAAAUUAGUAUGGAUUCUAUAAAAUUUACCAGAAGAAAGAGGAACAUUAUAAUAAAUAGUUGCAUCUUAUACUGAAAACACAUUUCUAGAUGAAGUCAAUCUAAAGAAGUUAUAAAAAUAAAUAAGUUAAACAUUAAGACUCAGCAAUCGUUUUGACAAAAGAAAUGCAAAAACAAUAUACAAAAUACAAGAAUGAA
This is a messenger RNA of Paramecium pentaurelia, 1650 nucleotides long. NCBI's taxonomy places the organism in Eukaryota, Ciliophora, Oligohymenophorea, Peniculida, Parameciidae. The record is from the annotation of a GenBank genome assembly.